AAUACCUUGAACACAUGGAGCCUUCAUGUCUUCAACAAAGUGGUUUACAAUAGCACUCCCCAAAAUUUCGCUGAAGACAUUAAGUCUGGAACUAAAUUUGUUUGAAGAGUAAAUUCGCCAUAAAUACUGCUUCGAGGAUAUAACGCCAAAAUUAUUUUAUCAAAUGAUGUGCUGUUUAACGUUUGUAAAAUUCAUCGAAGACACUAAAUCUGCGAAAUUGGCGGAACGGAAAACGCCAUUUUUCAUUAAUUCCCCUACUUUUGGAAGGUGGUUUUCUCGUUGUAAAUUCCAUAACGUUUUCAUCUCAACUCGACGCAUUCCCAAAGUAAAAACAUUUUCAGCAAAUGUUGGAAGUUAUGCAAUUUUUCGGUGAGCAGUUCUGAUUUUCAUAGACAAUUCCAGUUUCGCUUCCUAUUGAAAAAGGACCCUAAUGCAUAUUAAGUACACCUCUUCAAAACUUAACUAAAUAUACUAGGAAAUUAUGAUUAUGAUUAUGAUUGAUUACAGAACUCUGGAAUGAGUUUCUAUUGGAAUUUUUUAGGCAAGUAUUUGAUAUUGAUGUUAUUAGACAACCGUGAGAUCAAGACCAAUAGAUCAGUUACAGAUCAGGAUCGCAUGCCCACAAUUUUUCAAAGGUCCUCAUGAUGUUCCAAACAUCAGAUUAUCAAUGUACGAAUCAGAUAAUUAUCAUUGUAAUAUUGAAUUAAAUCAAUCAGCAUCAGUAAAUUUUUAACUUCAAUCCAUUUUUUUUGUGAGGGGGCGGGGUUAAACCCCAAAGCAUCCUCCUGGCUAUACCACUACUUGGAGUUAUUCAUUUGGCUUUUCAUUUUCCGAGAGAUGUUUCAGAUCGAUCCGAUGGUUUGGUUAUAAGUCAAAAGGUUCGCGUGAAUAUUUUUUUUUUUGCACCGAUAAGUGAUCAAGUUCCAUCUAGACAACUUGCAGUUGCUCGGUGGUUAUUCUAGCGGUUCUAGAUUGAAAAAUGAAAUACGAAAUUCGUUUUAUCGAAAUAAUAUUUGGCUCAUUAAAAUGUAUUGAACAAUAAAUAGGUAACAAUGGGUAAUCCACAAACAACAAGCCAUAAGUAUAGAAAUAUGUAUUUGAUGUCUUCAGUAAAGUUAUUCGCAAAGUAAGAGCACAGACAAACAGACAUAACACUCAUGAACGCUUUUCUCGUACUCGUAAAAAACGGCGAUUUUGAAUAUUCAGUAGUAGGCCAAUCAUCCGCUCGUAGCGCUAGUACCUCCAUUUUAUGACGUUUACUUUUCCGCAAUUUUGGGUGCACUGCACAUUUCGAUUGACAACAACAAAAAUGGGACGUAAGUGCGAAGUAAUAACAUGUUUCCAAAGAGAAGGAGGCGGAAAAACAUUUUUCUCGUUUCCUAGGGAUAAUGAAAGGUACGUUUUUUCUAUCGUCAACUAUUAUUCUAACAGCAUGCUUAUUUUGACAGAUGCAAGCAGUGGGUGGAUAUUUGCUGUUCCGAAGAGCUGUCCAGAACAUUUGACGCAGGUGGAGUACAAGCUGUGAGUAAACUAAAGAUCUGCGCGGAUCAUUUUAAGGCGAGUGAUAUCAGAAACUCUAUGCAAUCGGCAAGGUAAAACGACAAAAAAUCAGUAAUUAUAUAUCAUACCGUACAUUUUCUGCAGGCUUUCCGUGAAUGCAGUUCCACUUGCUGCAGAAAGCAUUGAUCAAUAUCUCGAUAUAGAGGUAUUGGAACCCGCGUUUCAGGCUGCAAGUGACGAUGCCACUGCAAAUAACUCCAUCGCUACUGGAAUGCAAAAAGAAGUGGAACAUGCUUCAAAGAUUUUAUUAGAAAACGAUGGGAUGGAAGUUAAUCCAGAAAGCGAAACCGGACAUCUUGAAGAACCGGUAACAAAACUGUUACACUUGGAAAUAACACCAGCUCUACAGCGUUGUGUGCUGUCUGGUAACAACUCGAGGCAAAAUGAGAUCUGUUUUGAAUCACUCAAUGACAUUUCGUUGAAUGAUGACACUAAAGGGAAGAAAUUUGAAGUAGACUACAAAAUGUUGUACGAAAACGAGAAGAAAACAUCCGGCCAGCUACAUGCACGAAUAAAAAAACUCAGCUGUGCACUACGUAAUGCUCGACGUGUAAAUCAAUGGCGAUCAAACACCAUAGCUAAGAAGAAAAGACAAAUUUAUAUUUUGCGAAACGAGGUCAAACGUCUCCGUACAGAAAAAUCAACUGAUGCCAAGCUUCUUGAACUGCUGAAGAGUAACACUGUAGUUUAUAAUAGCAUGAUGAAUGAAUUGAAAAAACCUAAAGGACGCAGAUAUAAUGAACAAACUAAAAAGUUUGCCCUCGGAGCUUAUCUCGCAGGUCCAGCAGCUUUUCGUUAUGUCCAAAGCACAGAAGUUUUAAAUUUGCCUAGUAAAAUGUCCAUACGCCGAUGGAACGCGGACGUCAUGAUAGCACCUGGUUUGAAUGAUGCCAUCCUUAAUCGCUUGGCGAAAAAAUGCAAGAAUUUCUCGAAAAAAGAACGAGCCGUGACUAUUUGUAUAGAUGGGAUGUCUAUCAAGCAAGAACUUGUGUAUAAUGCGAAGACAGACACAUUUUUUGGCUUUCCUUCUGAUGGAACCAAGCGAAAAAUUGAAAGGAAUAAACCAAGGGUCCUUGCUACAGAAGCGGUAGUAAUAAUGAUUUCGGGAAUGUGUGCUUUAGAGCAGGAUCGCCUUCAACUCAAUAAGCAGCAUAAAGGUAGUCGAUCAGGUAGAUUCAAACAGGUAAUAUUUAACGUCAAUAUUGUUCAAACUGUUGACUGAAUAUUUUUAAUGUCAUGUAGGCCAUUGGUUAUUUGUUGGCGCAUCAUUCGUUAGGAAGUGAAAAGCAGCUUGAUCUUAUUAAAAAUGCAGUUCGUGCUCUCAAAAGUCGUGGAUUGCGACCUCUGGUAUUAACGAUGGAUCAAUGUACAACGAAUGUUAAAAUGGCAGGUGAAGCUGGAGCUUCUAUGGAGAAACCUAUCAUUACGAUCGAUGGUGAUGAGAUGACGAUUAUCUAUGAUAACCCGCAUUUGAUAAAAAAACGCCAAAAGCAUGCUGAUGAAGCACAAUGCUAUUUUCAACGGAAAGCUUAUUUCAUAUAAUCAUGUCAGAGAUCGGCAAUCAGUUCCGAGACUUGUACCCAAGCUUUCAGACAAAAUUAUUUCGCUUGGACCGUUCAUGGCUAUGAAUGUGGCACAAGCCACCCGCACUUUGAGUAAUUCUGUUGCUAGGGGUUUAGAGUAUUACGUAUUCUCCGGAGACCUGCCAAUUUCAGCUCUGGGGACAGCUUCCUUCGUGGAAUUCCAUGACAAACUUUUUGACACAUUCAAUUCAAAGAUCGCACAAUGUAACUCCAAGGUAUUUUAUAAGCUGAUGCGAAGAUAUUUAUAUAAUAAUUAUGGUUAUUCCAUAGCCCUUUCGUAGCGCCAUAACAGAGAACUCGUGUCAUUGGCAGUUCCUAACAGAAGCAAAGAGGCUACUCAGCAGUAUGUAUUACAUGCCAAAAACUUGUUAUAAUCCCAAAGAGGUAUUAUCUUAAUCAUUUAAAAUCGCAUAAUAUAUUCCACUUCUAAUUAAAAACUAGUGAACAUAUAUAAAUACAUUUUUAACAUUCAUAUAAUUUUAGGCUGCACAAAACGCAAAAUUGCUAACUGUUAAACAAAGGAAACCAAACUAUCUUUCUGGAUUUAUAGGAAAUAUUACCGGAAUUCACUGGUUAUGGAACGAACUGAAAUCAAAUUUUUCCUUUGAUUAUUUGUGUACAAACUUUUUAAGCCAGGAUAUCAUUGAAAAUUUAUUUUCUGAAAUUAGACGACGCUGUGGGCGUAAUGAAGCGCCUAAUGCAUAUCAGUUUGGAUCUGCAUUCAAGUAUGCGGCAAUUUCUGCAAACGAGAAACUGUCAGUGGGCACUAAUUGCGAGAACGAUGAGGCACAAUUGCUAAUUGAAGAGGACGAUUUCAUCGACGAAGAGUAUUUAAACGAUGUGGAAAAUGAACACCAUUUUAGCUAUAAACAUUCGCCUUUGGAUUUUACUAGCCCAAAAUCAUAUACUAUAAAAGACUUAAACGGCCUGAUGUAUAUAGUAGGCGCAGCUGUAGCCAAACUUCCACACAAAAGAUGUAAAAGGAGCCUAACAGUCGAACUCAAUGCAGUAGAUGUAGAUAGUCGAUUAUACGACUUUUGUAAAAUGAAAAAUUCUCCAACUUAUCCAUCCACCAAAUUGUUUGAAAUAGGCCUACUUUGUUUCACCGCUUACAAGCAAAAAUUCGUGAAAUUUCUAUACCAAAACAGAAGAAAUGUGAAGAGAAGACUAAUCG
Molecule: messenger RNA, 4317 nt
Organism: Topomyia yanbarensis
Lineage: Eukaryota; Metazoa; Arthropoda; Insecta; Diptera; Culicidae
Exons: 2
Coding region: 1772-2782 (336 amino acids)
Source: RefSeq, a predicted model, not a curated record